Catharus ustulatus (Swainson's thrush) is the source of this 9165-nucleotide messenger RNA. It is a transcript of the gene XIAP, whose product is annotated as X-linked inhibitor of apoptosis. The record is from RefSeq and is a predicted model, not a curated record. Gene Ontology annotation, cellular component: nucleus; spindle microtubule; cytoplasm. Lineage: Eukaryota; Metazoa; Chordata; Aves; Passeriformes; Turdidae. Bases 130 to 1632 code for a protein of 500 amino acids. Gene Ontology annotation, biological process: regulation of cell cycle. The transcript is spliced from 7 exons.
CGGCGCUGAGGCUGCCGGGAGCCGCCAUCUUGUCCAGCGCACUGCUAAGAGCGGCUCUGGUGCCGGGGACCGGACCGGACCGGACGGGAUGCGCCCGGAAAUCUAAAGGGGAGCCCUGCUGAUGAAGAGAUGACGUGUAAUGUCCCACAGAACUCAGAAGCCUGUGCCUCUGCAGACACUGAUGGUACCCAGGAAUGGGCACAGGAACUUGACCGACAGAGAACUUUUGUUGGAUUUCCACAGGACUGUCCUGUUUCUGUGUUAGCUCUAGCACAAGCUGGCUUUGUUUAUACUGGAGAAGGUGACAAGGUGAAGUGCUUCAGCUGCCAUACAACUGUUGAAGGAUGGAUGCCUGGGGAUUCUGCACUUGAGAGACACAAACAGCUUGCCCCCAGCUGCAAGUUUAUUGCUGAAUCUGCUUAUCUGGAAAGUAACAUGGAUCCUGUUGCCCAGAACUAUGAAAAUAGAACUGAAAAUGGUACCAGCAACUCAUCCCUCCCAUGUGCUCUGGAUGACCCUGAUGUGGAGGCAGACUACCUUUUGAGAACUAGGCAGGUUGUGGAUAUGUCAGAUAGUUUGUAUCCUAAAAACCCUGCUAUGUGGAGUGAAGAAACAAGAUUAAAGUCUUUUCACAACUGGCCCCUUAAUGGCCAGUUGACACCACAGGAAUUAGCUAAUGCUGGGUUUUAUUAUACAGGUGUUGGUGACCAAGUGGCAUGUUUUUGUUGUGGUGGAAAAUUGAAGAACUGGGAACCCGCUGACAGAGCUUGGUCAGAACACAAGAGGCAUUUUCCCAAAUGCCUUUUUGUCCUGGGCCAGGAUGUUGGAAAUGUUCCAAGUGAAUCUAUUCCUGCUGAGCUUGGCGUAAGUGGUCUGAAUAAUGGACAACACCCAAGGAAUCCCUCUAUGGCAAAAUAUGGAAAACGUUUACAAACAUUUUUAUCGUGGAUAUAUCCUGUUGACAAGGAGCAACUUGCAGAAGCUGGAUUCUAUAGCAUAGGUAAUGGUGAUCAUGUUGUGUGUUUCCACUGUGGUGGAGGAUUGCAAGAAUGGAAGGAAAAUGAAGACCCUUGGGAUCAACAUGCCAAAUGGUUUCCUGGGUGCAGAUUUGUGAUCAAGGAAAAGGGAAUAGAAUUUAUAAAUAAUGUUCACUUAAGAGAUGCGUGUAGGGAUUCAACAACAGAAGCUGCUGAAGGGACAGUACUUUCUAAAGAUGAUCUCUUACAGAAUCCUUUGGUACAAAGUGCCAUAGCCAUGGGUUUCAGUUUGUCUGAGAUUAGGAACACCAUGGAAAAGAGAUUGCAGAUGACUGGAGAAAGUCACACAUCUGUUGAGGAUCUGGUAGCAGACUUAAGUGCUCAUAAAGAAAAUACAAGGGAAGAAGAACCAAAUGAAAUCCCAGUUGAGCAAGAUGAGCUUAUUCAGUUACAAAACCUCUACCUCAGUACUGAAGAGAAGUUAAGACGUUUACAGGAAGAAAAGCUCUGUAAAAUCUGUAUGGCUAAGGAUGUGUCAGUUGUCUUCAUUCCCUGUGGUCACCUAGUUGCCUGUAAGGAAUGUGCUCGAUUACUUAAUGAAUGUCCUCUUUGUCGUACAGAUAUUAUGAAAAUACAGGAAAUUUUUAUGUAUUAGUGAAAUGUACAGCACUGUGGAUACAAAUGUUUCCUGUUUUGUUACUUUAAAAAUGUAAUGUAAAAAAUGCAGUUAAUUCCAGAAUGUAACCAUAUGGCAGGAUUUAGAUUUUUCUGCUGUCAACCUCUACACAUUUUAACACUUUACAAAUUAUUGUCCUUUAAGUGAAUUUUGUAUGUAAUAGCAGUAUGUAUGAAAGGCAAAUAUGUAUAUUUUGUAACUUCAGUUCAUAGACCUGAUACGGGAAAGCCCAAGUAAUGCAAAACUGUAUUUAUGUGAUCAUUCCUUUGCUUCACUUUCUUAGUACUCUGUAUCACUGAUGUUUGAGCAAAGAGAGUUGCACAAAGAGCCUGUCCCUAUAUAAAAUUUGUGAAUAAGUUAAUUCAAAAUAUAAUUGUAUACAUGUAUAUUAUACCUGAGAUUUUAGCUUUUUUAAAAUUAUGUAGGAUUGAAAACAGUCUUUUUUUUCCUGUAACUUUGGUUGUGACAUAAUUCAGACAAUACACAUAAAUUUGCUGCUGUAACAUUAUGGUUACUUCUGCUACUUUGUAGAUUUGUAUAUUUUAAUAUAAUUCCUGUCUAUCUACUUUUCUGGUUCAGAUGUGUAAAUUGUUUUCAGUACACUGGUUUUAGCCAUCUGUUUUUUACAGAUCCAUCUUUAUAUAAAAUGUACAUUAAUUUUAUUAAUUAAAAGAGAACUCAAGAGAAAUGAAGGAGAUUUUAUGUACCUCUGUGCCCUGCAUGAGAGUAGGCUCAUUUUAAAUUCGCCCUCUACACAAAAAGAUGUUCUAUUUGACAUUUUUCUUGGUUUUUUUUUUUAACAUCAUCCUACCUGAUUUAUCUGCUAAUAUUUUGCACUGCUUUGUAUUUUAUAUUUUCAUAGGAGAAGAUAAAAUUUCAUCUCCUAGAAAAUGCUUUUUUAAAAAAGCAGUGUUAGAAAUCUCAAUAGCAGUGUUAGAAAUCUUUUAUUUUUGUUCAUGUCAAUUUGCACCAUUUAAAUUUAAAAGUUAAGAACUAUUCUAAUGAGAGCCACCUUAAAAUAAUUAAACUAUUCCUUACUGGACUGAUCCUCCAUUUCUGAUUUUGAAGGUAUCACAGCUUUGUAUUUAAGUACAGUUGCUUUAUGAUCUCUGCUUAAUUAUGUCACUUCCUUGUUUUGUGGCACUACCGAUAUCUUUUGUAUAUAUAUAUUUGAAUUCUAGACACUAAGAUUUAGAAUAUAGAAUAUACAGCACAUAGAUUUUAAUGUUAUAAAACUUUUGAAUACACAGAAAUGUAUUAUCUACUUUUUCUAUUUUUUUAAAUCUGUGCUGUGUAAUGGCAUGAAUAUUUAAAAGUGCAACCCAGAUGUUCCUUGAUCAGUGUAUUUGAUUCUCACAUUAAAAAAAUAGCAGAAGCUUGCUUUCUGUUGAUUUUUUUUUGUAAUUAAACUUAUUAAUUUAACCUGAGUGCUAUUAAAGUAAUGAAUAUAUUUUAAUUGGAGAGGAAAUAAAAUCUAUUCUUUGUAUAAUUAAAGUUUGUUAAUUAUACAUCUGACAUUAGUUUUGCUAUUUUUUAUGGUUGAAUAUGGUCUUGGGAAUAGAUAGUGACUAGAAAUUCAUAAAGAAUUCAGUUUUAUUUUACCUUUCUCUGUGUUUGUGAGGAGCUUAGCAUUUCAGAAAAUACAUAAAAUACAUGCAUACAGGGAUUUUUUGGGGCAGAUAUGAACUGGCAAUCCUGACAGCCUUGUUCCUAGCACCAGCUCUUCCUUACAGAGAGGGUUUUCUGUCCACACCUAGGGAAAUCAAAGGGGGGUUGUUAGCCUUGAGCUGGUUGGUGUGUCUUGCCUGAAAUAGCUUGUUUAGUUAAGGCUGCACUCCGUGAGCUGCUGACUUGUUUAAGCAGAUGGUUGGUUACCUAAGCUUGACCUGAGUCAUGUGAGAGAGGUUGCUUGGAUCAGCUGGAUCCAACUCGCAGGCUGCAGAACCUGGCAAGCGGCUCAAAGUCCUGUCUGCAAAAGAGAUGGACCAAAUUUAACUUAAACUGUUACAAAACUGAAUCUCAGCAAGGAGGUGAUUUGCAGUGUAAAUGUAGUAUGUAAAUUGUCUGAAGAAAGCUGGGAAGUAGGUCACACACAGAACCUUCUACACUGCAAUGGAGAGCAAACACAUUGUCCUACCUUGCACGAUUGCUUCAUGGCAAAGCUUGUUAAUUUUUUAAAGGUAUACUUUUAUAUUUUUAUAGGCAUAUCCCUUACUAAAACUUUUUCAUUAAUAUUAUAAAAGGUACAACUAUAUAGCAAUUCAAAUUGUAAGCACUUAAGGACAUUAAAGGGUUAAAAGCCUUUUAGUGAGAUGACAAAAUAACUACUCUGUAGGUUUAGGGGUUUUUUUUUUUGUUUUUAAAAACCCUAUAAUCAGAGUUCUAUUCAGACUAAAUGUGAAAAAAAUAAUUAGCAUAGUCAUCAAAUUCUGACAGCUUGAUUUAGGAUGAUUUUUUUUUCCAAUUACCUUGGUUUUCAUUAUCUUAAAGAAACAGAAGAAAUUCCAUGACCUCUAAUACUGAGCUGAGUGUUUAAAGAGACAGAAAUGAAGGUUGUAAAUAAAUGGAGUGGAAGCACAGGGGCUUUGAAAAGGAGGUUAGCAGCGGGAUGCAGAUGCCCUGGGAGUUGAUUUUUAUGAGUUACCUGGGAGUUGUGCAAUAUGUUCAAGUAUCAGUAUUCUCUAACUUCCUUCUAGUGGCUUCUGUAUACUAUCUUUCUUCAGUGUUAUUUGUAGCAGCAGAACUACUUGCUACUCUGGAUGCAUGAGAAAUUUGUAAGGGUUUUCAAUAGGGUCCUGGAAGUGUGUUGCUUAGAAAGCAUGGGAAGUGCAUAGCUGAUUUAGAAACAGAAGGCUAAAAUAAGGAGAACCCAAAGAGUCAAUGUUUCUGUUAUGUGUGAAGCUUUUUCUCACUGCCUUGAAAUGUGGGAUCUGGAACACACAGACUUAGCUGAUUGCAGCAGCUUGUGUCUCUACAGCUUGGAGCUGUCUGGACUUUUUUAAUAUUUGUUUUGAGACUUGAUCUUAAGCUCCUAAUACAAUGAAAACUUCUUUAAAUAUUAUAGCUUGGGGAUUGGUUGUUUUUUGUUUGUCUGCUUUGUUUCAUUUUUAUGGUUUUGGGGGUUUUUUUGUUCAUUUGGUUUUUUUGUGUUUUUGUUCUGUUUUGAUUAGAGUAUUUAAAUAUUAAUUUUAACAUUGUCUGGUUAAUUUUGACCACAGCUCUUGAGUGGGUUUUUUUGUUAGCUGUAUGUGCAGUCUGAAGCUACAGGACAAAUAGUUUGUUAAAGUUUUCAAAGUGUUGAUGUUCAUCAGCAUGGGUUUUAAAGCUACCUUUUUGAUUUGUUUUUAUUGUAAUUAACUGAAAUGUAACUACAGUGGGUGGUUGGAAUUGAAUUAUCAAUGGGUGGGAGGUUAAUGCUGACACUUGAAUAUGGUGUUCAUGUGAAACCAAGCUGAAGUGGUAUUCUCUAGGAUGGAGCAUUACCUGGGGCAGUGACCUUUGCUGCUGUGGUCUUCAGGAACUACUGGGAAGAGAAUCUGCUCUGCCUUACAAGGUUUGCACGGUCAAGCACCUGAUGUGUGAAGGUCAGCUCUUCAGAGAACAAAGGAGGAGCUGGAAGUUUUUCUGGCUUUUGCAGUGUUUCUGCAGCAGUGAGGAUUUGAACAGUGAGUUGUCAUAUAAUGUUCUUUGUUACCCUCUGUGUUGUGCAUGACUGAGAGAGGUGUUUCCAGUGCAGCUGCUGAGGUUUCUCUGUGUUGGUCUUGUGCAGAACAGCUGGAUUCGCCUCAGUUCUUGAAUGUGGCUCAUGAAGGGUGCUGGUCCCCUUCUCCAUAGGGUCGCAUGGGAAGAGCCAGUCUACCCACACCCACCUUAAUUCCUCUUAAUACUCUCCCUCUUACCAUUUUUUUUGGUGGUUUACAUGCAUUGUUUUACUGUGUAGCGUGAAAACUUGAUCAAGGAAAGCUUUCCUCCCCUCUGCUCCUGCCAUGGCUUUGCACUGAUUCAGGUUGUUGAAAGUACCUUCUCAUCUUGGCAAAUGCCACUGUGUCAUGUCACUUCAAGAGCUCUACCAAUGCUGCUGUACAGUGAUUAAUAUGCUGUAAUUAUAUUGUGACUUUCUGUUAGAAGGCAAAUGGCUUGUGAUGAUAACCUAUGCUGAAAUCCAGAUUUUGUCUUAAUUUUUUUCUUAACCAUUAAUUCCUAUUAAGCAAUAGUGACAACAUUAAAGUACAAGUGUGAACUCAGAGAACAUGGCUCUGUGACUAACUUACCAAGAAACUUGCUUUUUCCCAAGACAGGAAAGAAGAUGGUCUAUAUUCAUUUAUGAAUGAUUUGGGUAAACAAAACCCCAGGAAAAAUCUAGGACAAAAUGGUAUUAAUUAUAUUGUGAGAAUAUAGUACUUAAAGCUGAUCAAAAACUAGUUGGUUGCCUUUAGAUAAUGACUAAUUUACAGUUUUAUAGCCUGGAUAUUGUGUUGGCUGAGAUAAAUCGGUUGAUAAGAAAUAAUUACUGGAAAUGUAUUGGAGAGAUGCUGGAAUUAGUUUUGCUCUCAGAUUGAAAAAUGGUGCUUAAUAUCAAAAAAUGAAAAACACAUUUGCAGAGCCCUACUAUGAAAACAUCUAGAAGAAUCAUUACAGUUAUUGCUGAAAAGCCAGGUUUAGUAUAAAUGCAUCGCCUUCAAAUUUUGGAGAGUGAACUAAUACAACCUUCAAAGAUUACCAAGACAGCAUUUAAAUUUAUUCAUGCUAAUGUCUUUUUGAUUUUAUAUAGUUACAUCGUGCUGUAAAACUCUUGACACAAUUUCUCUUAAGCAACUUAAUUUUGCAGUAUAUGAUGAGAGUUAUCACUUAAGCCAAAUAGUUAAUCUGAAUACAAGUUUUUCAGAAGUGGGUGCCAAGCCACAGGGAUCUCUUUCUUUUAACUCUUGUGUUACAGAGAGAAGCUUCUGAGUCCAGGACUGACUUUACCUCCCUGUCCUGCAUAACCAACCCAUGUGAUGUUACUGGAGUAAGCCUGGGAGCUGUGUCCACAGGGUACAAGCCCCCAGAAAAGUAACUGUUGCUUCAAAUGUUUUGCAAAAUAGAUGUGCCAAAAAUAACAAUUUAACAUCUGCAUCUCAAUUUAGGACUUUUAUAAUUUUGCCAACAGUUGCUUUCCUAAAGGCCUAAUUGGCAAUUGGAAGACCCAUGUUCCAGGUUGGAAGCUUCCCUUCUGCUAGGCCUACAGCUGGGACCAGAGGUACAAGGGAAUUGAGAAGUGGGGACUCCCUGGGGGAGUGAGAGUGGGAAUUGCUGUCCUCAGUGUUUAUGUAAGCAUCCCAGGUGUGCCCUUUGCCACAGAGGGGAAAACAGCUGCUGGCACUGAGGCUUUGCAGGACUGCUACUGUUGCACUGUAAAAGAAGUAUUUUUAUCUUAACGGUUUUGAACAUCUGUGCAACCCAUCAACAUGUCAUAAACUGUUGUAUUCCUUUCUACUUCUUAUGCAUUGUGCCAUUUAAUCUCGGCUAAUGACACAAUCACACUUUGCUUUGCUUCUACCACCCGCUGUGUCAGAGUUGAGGCAGCAGAAAAAGCCUUGAGCCCCAGACACAACUGGCAGUAGGGGAGUGACUUGUGAGAAACACAGUCUGAAAGAAACCUUGCAGCUGGUUGAUGGUGAAAAACUAAACCAAAGGAAACUUGUGUUAGGGACAGACAUAUAUAGAGAACCUUAGGAAUGUGGUAGGUCAGCCAUAGAAAACCUUACAAGUUUGUCUGAAAGAGUAAUUUGUUCCUUGACCUUAUCUGUCUGUAACAAGCCCCCAUUGCCCAGACUUCCUCUUUAAGCCCCUAAGUUCCAGCCUCAGUAGUUUGUGGGGAAAAGGCCAAGGUACAUCAUCCAAAUCUUGUGUUUGCCUGCACAUACAGAGGAAUGCUGUCCCAUACAUUUGAAAGAGGAUUUUCUUCAGAGCUUAAACACAAAAGUAUUUGACUUUGUUGUUUAUAAUUGUUUUGCUCUAUGAUCCUGGGCAGAGGUUGAGCUGAAUAGUGCCGUUUCUGUCUCAGUUCCACUCUAAUUUCACCUAACCACAAGCCAGCCUCCUUUCUCCCCUUUUUAGACAAGCCCUGGCUCCAUGUCAGAGUCUCUGGGAGGCUGGAGCACUACAAGCUCUGACCAGCUGAGAACUGCUUUUGUGCUCCUAAUGGGUUAGGUGCCCUACACAUCCACAGUAUGAUGUAGUUGCACUGGGUUUAGUCUGUUUCUCAGCUAAAGCUGCUUCCCUUGCUUGGCAUCAGUUGUGCUGUUGGCCUGCAUGACUUUAUUUCAGUUCUUGGCAGCUUGUCACCCCAGCCCUUUUUCUGUUGCACCCUGUUCUUUGCUGCCUUUAAGCAGGCCCUACCACUUACCUGGCUUACCCAGUUUGAAACAUGUUUCUCUGGUUCCUGUGCUUCCUCCUCAGACUUUGUCACUGAUGCUGUCAUAGUGCCUGACUCAUAAAAUGGACCUUGAUUCAUGGUUCCUCUGCCUAGACCUAAGUCCACAGGACACAAAUAAUGUCUUGCAAAGGUCUGUGUCUUCCAAAACUUCCCUACACAUCUGGAAACUGAAGCACAUUGUGUCCUGAAUCCAAGAGAGGGGGCCUGAUUGGUAACACUUGUACCUAGGGUGAGGUGAUUCCUCAAGUGAAAGCAGCUCAUGCUGACUGCAGCCAGGAGAAGGGCUUUUCAUGAUUUCCUACCAAAAACUGCUGUGGCCUUUACACAGUUUGCUGAUGGAACUUUAGAACCUGGCUAAGGGAUUUUUAUCUCAAAGGAUGAGACCUAGAAAGAGCACCUCACUCAAACAGGGGAAUGAACACGAGACUUUGGGUAACAAGUGGCACAGAGGACUGAGUAAAGCUGCUGCUCAUAAUGCAAUUAGCAGGAAAGCAUCUGCGACUUACUGGGAUUCUGUUCAUUUUUAGAGCUGAUAACGAAGGGGAGUUAAAAUGCCUUCCUUUGUAGUGGUAUGGGACAAACUGUGUUUCUCUGCUACUUCACAGAAGGAGCAGGCAGAAACUUACUGAAUCAAAGAAAAUUCAGACAUGAGUUGGGUGUUCUGGAAAGAUCUGGUGAGAAAUAAGGGCACACAAGGGACACAUAAAUGGAAAAAAGGAAGAAAUUAUUCACAGAGCGGGGAAAAACCUAAGGAGCUACUCAUGUGCAAUCUCUCUCCUGCAAAUUAUGGGAAAGUAACCCAUUUUUUGGUCUUUAUUUUUGCUUCUUAUGUAAUAGCUCGUCUUCAAAAGGAUUUAGAGCAGAUUUCCCUGGAGUGACUAAGCCAGAUUCAAAAACCUGGGGGAAAAAAUUUGACUGGGAAGACUGCUUUUUCCCUCUGUACUCAUCUCAACAGACAAAGUAUGGCUUAUUCAGUAUAGGCCAUCAAAGCUACCACCUCACCUUGGGACAAAUCCAGUAUACAAAUUCUGGUUUCUUUUUCCAAUUCUCAAAAGAAAAGUCUUCAAAUAAAUAAAUAAAUAAAUAAAGGAUUA